AUGUGGAACUCGCUGCCCUCGCGGCGGGGCAUUGCCAGUUCCAAGGCGGGCAAGGCAGCGCAGUUCGUGGAUCACUUCCUGCGGGCUCUGCAGGAGAACAGAAAAAAACAGAAGGAAGGCGAUAGCCUCUGUGGGCCGAAUGGCAGAGGAAUCUGGGAAGACCCUUGGGAAGAUCAGCAGGCGCUGAAAGAAAGCCUGAAACACUUCACUGAAGUGGUCCAUCGGCUUGAAUCCCGGGAGUUGUCAGACCUACUCUGUGAAUUGAGUUUGGUCAUCUGGCAACUGCGCGCCUGGUUCACCUUUGGCUCGGCCCUUCUAAUUCUGGAGAUUCUGGAUCGCAUCGCUCAGAUGCCCACACGGCUGCCUACCACCUAUGACGGUGGCGACCCGGGGCUGGCGGCACUGCGCCUCAUUGAGGGCUACAUCUUUUUCUGCGUGGCGCACCAUGAGCAGUUGAGAAGCGAAGUUGGAAAUGUACUUUCUCGGAUUUUGAGGAAGAAGCGCUUGCCACCAUGCACUUCUGUGCGGGUGGAAGCCGCGUUAGUGGCGUUCAAAUGUAUCGCGCUCCCGGAGACCAGACUUCAGGAGACGCAGGGUGAGGACUUUUUGCAGGACCUGGCGAUAGCCUUGGCUCCAGACAUCCAGAGCGUGCGCAGGAUCGAGGCUGCCAGGAGCCGAUUAAGUGAUGCAGUUUCUGGAACCUUUGGGGCAGAGGCCCACUUCGAAUUUUUUGGUAGCGCUGUGAAUGGCUUCGAGACCAAUUCCAGCGAUGUGGAUGUGGUAGUCGUUCUGCCAGAGCAGCACGAAUUACGAAGUAGCUCCAAACAGUCUGCAGCGCAAUGUGUGGAGCUCAUGGGAAAGAAGUUGGUGGAGAAUGAAGAUGACUGGGGCAUUUAUGUCACCGACCUGGUGACCAACGCUCGAGUGCCUGUCUUGAAAUGUCGCAGCGAAGAGCUCGUUGACAUUGACAUCACCUUCAACAACUUGUUGCCCUUGUACAACAGUCGGCUGCUGAAAGCCUACAGCGCCUUGGACGAUCGCGUGGCCAAGUUGGGCCGACUGGUGAAGUACUGGGCCAAGAGCCGCGCGGUGAACGAGGCCCUGGAGGGGACCUUGUCCUCCUACUCCCAUUGCAUCCUUCUGCUUCAUUUCCUACAGCACACCGGACUUCUGCCAAACCUUCAAGAGAAGCCAGAGCAGAAGCCCAAGGAGAUGUUCGACGGCCUCCACGACGUGUGGUUUCUGGAUCCCCGCGAGCUGCUGAGCAGCAGCGAAGUGUGGCCGCGCUGGGCCAUGCAGCGGCCCAAGGAAGCAACGCUGCGGGGCCUUCUCACUGGAUAUUUUGAAUUCUUGGCUUAUGGAUUGAAAGCUCACUCCUUGGUGGCUAGUAUCCGCUUCUCCAGUCUCCACAAAGAGGAUUAUUUCCGACAGAUGCUGCGGCACAAGAAGGAUUUGGAAGUCAAGGUUCCAGAGGCCGUGGAGAUGGAACAUGAAGAGGCCGAAGUUGUGGGACCCGAAGUGCCUGAGGAAGCGGAGGCCCACGAGGACGACGAGCACCACGACGAGGCGCCCGAGGCCGAGGCCGUCGAGGCCGCCGAGGCCGUGGAGGCCGAGGCCGCGCCGCCGCCGGCAUCGCCGCUGCUGGAGCCGCUGGGGGAAUUUGAGCCGCCGGCGCUGAAAUACAAGUUGCCACCAGAAGAGCAUGAACUACAGCAAGCGAUGUCGCAGCGACAAGUCUUGUGCAUCGACGACCCGAUGGAACUGGGCCGCUCCUUGGGCGCUUCAUUUCAAGGCUUUGAGCGGCUGUGUUUCGAAUGGAGACGUGCCUUUCAUUUGCUGACGCGCCGAUCCGAAGUUUCAGACGCAGAAGACCUGCAGAAUCUUCGGGAGCUCUUCCAUGAGUCCAAUCUGAAAGCCAUCUACCAGCUGGAGAAGCAUCGUGUGUUUCCCACUUUGGUGGAUGCGCCUGCGCGCGAGCCGCGGGAGUCACGGGAGCGCAGCAACAAGAUCCCCUGGGCCGAACGCCCCGAACGCCCCGAACGCCUCGACCGCCCCGAACGCCGCGAGCGCCUGGAGCGGCAGGAGCGGCAGGAGCAGGGCGCCCCGCCUUGGUCGGGUCGCAGCUGGUACAAUGGCGGCGCCUUCGGAGCGUUCGGAGCGCAGGGCUCGUGGAGGGGGUCCUCCAAGGGAAACAACGUGGGGCCCAAGGGCAAGGGAACCCUGGGUUCCGGCUAUGGCCCCCCGGCGGGUGCAGGCUACGAGCCACGAGAGGUGAGGGAGGGGAAAGGUUUGUAUGUUGGAAAGGAUGGGAAAGGACGAGCAGAAGGGAAAGGAACCUGGCAGUGA
Cladocopium goreaui is the source of this 2346-nucleotide messenger RNA. NCBI's taxonomy places the organism in Eukaryota, Dinophyceae, Suessiales, Symbiodiniaceae. The record is from the annotation of a GenBank genome assembly.